AUGGUCAUCUCGGAUCAAUACUCCAUCAUGUCACCAAGUGAUUCACCAACUGCCCAACAUUGGGAGGGAAGACCCGCUUCCGUCAAGGAAAACAUGCUUGGAAAGACUGGUCGUCUUGCACCAAGAUGGGUGCAUGAUCUACUCAAUUCUGAUUUGGAUAGUGGCUCAUUUGCAAGAAUCGAUUGGGAUCGCGAAGCACGCUGCAGCAGCGCCGGUGUGCCCCAUCGCCUUGUUCUUGUGGGCAACCAGAGCACGGCAGAGGGCCGUAAUCCUGGCAUUCUAUCGUGUGUUUGCUGCAAUUGCGACUUCCAUUUCAUCAUCAGGACGUCGUGGGACUCGGAUCAAUUGGUGUGCCUCUGCCGUCCUCUAAACCUCCACUUCCCCCCCAAGGAUACAGACUUUUAUCUUCAUCACUUGGUCAACGUCAAGGAACCGAUACGGCCCGCCACAUCGGUAUCGGAUUAUCAUCCUAUGAUCAGAGAGGCUUUGCUCGCGGUCGAGCACUUCGCGUGCUCGGCACCCCGCUGCACGUUCCAGGUGUCUGUUGAGAUAUCGCGGCCUCGGCUCAAGCGCGAAUGGGUGCGGCUACUCCUCGACAAGCAGCGCAUCCUCGACAAUCUGGCAAACGCGAGAAAGCACUCGCCGGAGCGUUUCGCAGACGCCAGGGAUGAUUGGUCUACCACUGCCCCAUCGACCUUGAACACCUAUCUCAGAGACUUGCUCGACAAGCCCAACCCGCGCAACAUUUCCCGGCGUAACAAGCGGUUUCAGGUUGUAUUUGGCGAUGAGUGCCACGCCAUCUUCAGAGCGAUUCAGUUUACGGAAGAGAAUCUUGACAAAGACGGCGUCUUCGAACCGUACUUCAUUCCUCCUAGGUUGGAGCCUGGUACUCCGGGCACACCAACGAAACUGAGCACGUUACGCGCGUUCAUCGAGGACCUUCAAGCCGAGGCAGAAAGCCUCAUCAUCAGAAGCGGGAAGCCUGGCGAGAAUCGACCGUAUGUUGGUAACCGGCUUUUCAAAGAGCUCCAAUGCUUCGAGUAUCCGCAGAACAAAGUCCCUCAAUCAUCGACCGAGGCGCAUCGAGUUCUUGGCGUCCUACCCGAUUUCGACAAGGCGUUGGUUUUCUUCGCUUACAACCGGCAGUCAAUUCUUUGCGAGAAGCGACGUCAGACUUACGUUGAAGCACUUCGCGACAUUGCCCUUCUGACUGCGGAUGAGGAUUUCCAGACUCGUGCGAUACAAGAGCUAACUAUCGUGGAGGGAAUGCCCCCACCAAGCGCUCACGGUCCUGGAAACGAGUUGGAAACCCAGGCCUAUUCCUUCUUCAGCCUUCAGUACGCCGCCAGCGAUGACAAUGUCGUCUCAGCUUACAACACCAAGCUAGAGCACUCCCCUUCCCAAGCGGAUUUUGCUCGAGAGAUGCUUCAGAUCAUUGGCCGCCACAGGAGCAGUGACAGAAUCCUCACACAUGCGAACGCUCCCAUGGACGUCUCCUCAGCUUAUCGCAUCCUUGAAGCGGAUCCGCAGUGGCCUGAUAACACCAUCGUCAUGUUGUGUAGUGUCAAGCUUAACAAGGACCCUAAGAGCAAGUCCACCGCCGAGGUCGCUAUCAAAGCCAUGGAUGCCAUCGCCUCCGACAGGAACAGCGACGAAAUACGCCAAGCAGUCAAGGCGCUUGAACAGGAAUAUGGCCGCCCGCCUCAACAGGAAAAGUCCGACCCGGUAGCUUCAACUAACACGAGCAACCUGCCCGUCGGGCUGGAAAACAUUGGCAACACUUGCUACUUGAACAGCAUCCUUCAAUACCUGAAUACUGUUGUUCCUAUCAAGGACUUACUUGCCCACUAUCCUGCGCACGAACUUGGCCUGGAUGAUUUGGACAUUCAACGCCGAUUGAUCGGCGGAAACAAGUUGAAGAUCGACCGUGCCGAAGCAGUUGUUGCUCGUGUUUUUGUCGAAGAGCUUGAUCGGCUGUUGAAUGAGCUCGGCGGCUCGCAAGCGUCCGCUAUUCGCCCCUCUCAACGCCUGGCUAACGCCGUCCUGCUACCUACCUCGAAUCUCACUGACGAACCCGGCCCGCAAGCAAAGACGACCAAUGCUGCGGAACAAAAGACCCUGGAGGUCAUGGGCACUCAAUUCCCAGCACCUCCCCCACUGCCUGCAAGGCCUCCCCCAGGACCUCCUGCGCAUAAGUCGGAACAGGUGGAAGAUAUCGACAUGGUGAACGUCACGGUUGAUCCAGUUUCGGAAUCAGCUAGCAGCGUAAGCUCGCAAACCCUCGUCAGUAUGUCCGAUAUUGACAAUGACAAGCGAGACUUCGUGCCCGAGGACAAGACAGACAUUCGAAUUGUCUCCCGGCCUGUUGAACCACCAGCGCCGGAACUUGUUAUUGAUACCGAUGUAAAGAUGACUGGAGUUGAGUCACCAGUCCUCAAUGUCGAGCAACGGGUGCUCAAGGCCUUGGAAACCCAGACUAGGACUUCUGGUACGGAGCAGCAAGACGUCGAGGAGGUGAUGGGUAGCAUCAUCAACCGUCUUCAGGCAGCCAUCAGACCCACGAGGACAGACCCCGCGGAUGGGAUCCAGUGGGAGCCGAUCAUGGAGACGUUCUACGUCGAACUGACCAACCACACGAAGUUUCCCAACCAGGACAAAUACAAGCUGGAUUCAACCCUUGAGCGUGCAAUCACAGCAUACCCUGCCGAAGCCGGUCCGACCAACAUACAUGACGGCCUGAGCCGCAACUUCGACCUUCAACGAGUCGUUACUGGCAAGGAGGACAUCAUGCGGUUUACGUCAAUCAAGAGGCUUCCUCCCAUAUUGCAUGUACUCAUUCAGCGGACCCAGAACAACGGUAACAAGAACAUGAACCCCGUUGAGGUUUUUGAGACGCUAUACCUUGAUCGAUACAUGGACACACCAGAGGAUCCGCAGUUUUUCAAGCUGAGACAAAAAGGAUGGGCCCUUCAACAGCGUCUGGAGCAGCUCAACAACAUCUCUACUGCCACAGCCGAAGAUGUAGAGAUCAUGGACAGUUUCGUCAACGACUUCGUCCAUGUCAACAAAGCAGACGUCCCUGAGCCCGAUUCACUUCUUGGAGGCAUGCCAGCUUCUUCCCUUGCCUUUGCGGGUGAAGACUCGUCGUUUCCGACGUACAACCAGUCCGUAACAUCGUUCGAAAAGAUCGAGCCGCCCGAGACGACAGGAUUCAUCGUGGAAGGACGGCAGCAAAUCAGCAACAUGCGCGUGGAAGAGGUUAAGACGUACAAAGCAGAGCUCGAAGAACUCUUCUCACAGCACAAGACCCAUGCAUAUCGCCUGCAUGCCGUUAUCUGCCACAGUGGCCAGCUGCGGGCAGGGCAUUACUGGGUUUGGAUCCACGACUUCGAUUCCGGUGUUUGGCGCAAGUAUAACGAUAGGACCGUGACAGAAACACCUAAUACCGAAGAGGUGUUGAAGACACUCAACAGUAACGGCGACCCAUACUACCUCUGUUAUGUCCAGGCCGGAAAGGAACAUGACCUCGUCAAGAUCCCCAAGCGCAGUCUGCCGACGUCAUCGACCCAAAGCCAAGAGGAGCCACUCAAGAACACGGCUAGGAGCGGAGAAGAGGACGCAGACGGGGACAUUGACCUGAUAGAAAUGGAUGGUCAGGUAGCAGGUGCACAGGCAGCUUUGACAGCUCCGCCAGCAGCAGGCAGACAUUGGGCUGGCAUCGAGGAACGUGACCAGACAUAG
Messenger RNA from Colletotrichum higginsianum IMI 349063, 3741 nucleotides. Its product is annotated as Ubiquitin carboxyl-terminal hydrolase. The record is from RefSeq and is a predicted model, not a curated record. Bases 1 to 3741 code for a protein of 1246 amino acids. The transcript has 4 exons. NCBI's taxonomy places the organism in Eukaryota, Fungi, Ascomycota, Sordariomycetes, Glomerellales, Glomerellaceae. Gene Ontology annotation, biological process: proteasome-mediated ubiquitin-dependent protein catabolic process; protein deubiquitination; regulation of proteasomal protein catabolic process. Gene Ontology annotation, molecular function: cysteine-type deubiquitinase activity; proteasome binding.